Messenger RNA from Biomphalaria glabrata, 4289 nucleotides. RefSeq lists its product as uncharacterized. The transcript is spliced from 21 exons. Bases 774 to 2549 code for a protein of 591 amino acids. The record is from RefSeq and is a predicted model, not a curated record. Lineage: Eukaryota; Metazoa; Mollusca; Gastropoda; Planorbidae.
UUUUGUGUUAACGCUGAACAUUUGGUUUAGAGAUUAUAUACUGUUUGAAUAUAUUAUUUAUCAUUAUUAUUAUUUAUAUUUAUUUAUUCUAAGUGACGUAUUUUUUGUUUGUUGUUACGUCAGCUCGGACAUUACGUCAUAGCUAGCUUUUCCAGGUUUCACGUACCAUUUUAACAAAAGGUGUUUUGUUAAAACCGAGCUAAGCGAACUAAGCGGGAAGGUUUAAGCUGGCCAGUGAACGAUCAAUGUUAAUAUUCUACUGGAUAGCCACAAUCAUACUGCCUUGGUCUGUUCUCUGUUUCGGAUUGUGUUGGACCAUGUUAAGGCAAUAUAAUGAUAAUAACAAGCACCUCAGUGACGUCUAAACAAUACAAUCAUGUCUGCAAGACCGUCACACGUCUAGCUUGCAGGGAAGGAGAGAAUCAGUUUCUUAGGAAACUCAAUGCAGACUACCCGAAAGGAAAGAGCAAAGUAAAAUGGUGUGCAGUCUUAUUGAACAUAACACCAGGACAGGCUGUAAGAAGUGCUUGAUAACUCCAAGGUACACGGCAACACUUUAGCUCAUCCGUACGCCUAUAUAAUCAAAAGCAUUGAAUUGAAAAGACGUACGCCACGUCUUUGGGACGUUUGCAGCAGCUUCGAGGAGACAACAGACGAGCUCAUUAUCUGGGCGCUGGAAGCAGAUGAGAAUUGUAGAUAAGUUCAGACAAAAAUUAAUCAAUAAAACUAAUUAAGAGAUCCCAGCUACCUUGGAGCGACAUUGAUCCCACAAAAUGUCGAAGUGGCCAGAAAAUCUCCAAUGUCACGUCAAGGCAGUUUUGGUGAUAGCAGCGUUGACUUUCAACUCAGUUCAGAGCACAAUCAUCCCCAUCAAUGAUGAGCUAAAAGAGAUAAUAAUAGACAGACACAAUGACCUGAGGAGGCCGGUCAAGGCCAAUUACAUGAAUAAGUUGGGUUGGGACGAGAGUUUGGCACGCAAGGCUGAACAGUUUGUCUCAAAGUGUCGUUACGAGCGUCCGUCCCCUGAAGACUAUGACGCUGGAGUGAACAUGGGUAUAAGACGCCAAAGUAUUAGAGAGAGCGACUCGGACAAAACAGUUCGUUUUGUGGACAGCUGUGUUGACGGCUGGGCAAAGUCCCAGAACAACUACGCCUAUGGAUCUCACUGCAAUAAAUCCUGUCCCUAUGCUCAGAUGAUCGAGGCAGACUGCGAAAAUAUCGGAUGUGCCAUUGAAAACUGCGACAACAGAUUGUACCGUGAUGACCGCUGGAUUCCAGGUCAUUUUGCUUUCAUGGUCUGUUUAUACAACCCAUGGAAGAGUCUGACUAGCAAUGCCCCUUACCAGAGAAGUUAUUUCAACUAUUGCACUAGAUGCCCAGAGAACAGAGUCUGUGAAGAGAAUCUCUGUGCCCUUAGAGAGCAACCACCUCCACUUCAGCCCUCUCUAGAAGGUGCUCCUGUCAAACCAAGCGUCUAUGUCGAUAAAAAAGCUCAAAUCUGGUCCUCUAUAGGUGGUCGAUACAUGGAUCCUGGUAUUGAGAAACAGCUUCAACAGCCGCUCUAUGGAGGAAUUCGAUUCUACGAUCCGUGUCGAUUUGCAGCACCUCCACCACGCAUUUGUCCAGAAGUUGUCCACUGUAAAGAACCUCCAACUCCGCCAUUAGAUGUAUGUCCACCCGCGCCACCCUGUGAAUGUCCAUCUCCUAAACGUUGUAUCUGUCCAGAAGUGAAAGCAUGUGAAUGUCCAGCAGCUACUACCUGUAAAGAAGUUACAACUCCGCUCCCAUGUACACCCGCACCACCUUGUAAAUGUCCAUCUCCUAAACGUUGUGUAUGUCCAGAAGUGAAAGCAUGUGAAUGUCCAGCCGCUACUACCUGUCAAGAGUUUCCACCUCAGCAGCCUGUCAGAAGUCCAAUCUGUAAUCCAUGUGAAGAACGUCCGCCUCGAACCUUUUUCUCUUGUCCAAAGUCUGAAUCUUGUGAAGAUAGACUACCUCCUGUUCCGCCUCUAUUCCGCCCAGUCAAUGAUUUUGGCGACGCAUUGGACUCUUCUGAAAUGGCGACGUUACUCAAUUCCCAUAAUGAUCUUCGAAAAUCGAGAGGUCUUAAAGACUUGGUCUGGGAUGAAGGUUAUCUUUCCCAAUGGGUUCAAUACAUUAUCAAUUGCUACAGCAACUUUCCAGGACCUCGGGGGACAUGCACAAACUUUCAACGUUUACACCAGGGAGAAAGUGUUGCAAGUGUAUUGGCCAACUGGUCAAGAGAAGGAAGCACGAAUUUAUCACAGAUAAGGGGAUCAUCCGGCUGCAGGACAAAAAAUGACGAGGGUACAUGUAAUCAUUACCAAAAUUUGAUGCGAGCUGACACAGACGCCAUGGCCUGCGAAGCCAAGUUCUGUGGGGACGGCCGGCAGUUGGUUUGCCUUUACGCCGCCUCAGAAGAUUGUAACUGGCAGCAGGGGUCGCAAGAAUCACAAGUCCGCCCUGCUAGAACCUGGAGACCUAGGAACCCAAUCUACAAUAGGCAGUAUUGGAAUGAAAGAAAGUAGGCUUCAAAGGCUUUAAGAAUUAUCCGUUGAGAGAAAACAAAAAGGGAGAGAACAACCUCGUUGUGUUAAUGUUAAACUUUGGAAUAUUUUGACAUUUAAUCCAUUUAAAAAAAAUAUUUUUAUGCCUUUCCUUUUGCUUAAGGUCAGUCGACCCCCAGCUUGUUUAAGACUUAGAAUUUUGUACCAAUAUAUUUCAUUAGGGUUACACUUUAUUUUUUAUUGGGCAGCCAAUAUUGAACUUCCAUAUAAAUUUAUAUGCUAUAAAAUGGAAUAAGCAGUGUUCGUUAAUAGUUAUAUUGUAGUGUCGUUUAGUACUCUAGCGAUGGUAUUAUGUACUUUCAAGACAAAAUGUUUAAUUUAAUUAGUUUUUUUAUACCUUUGUGUGUCACUCUUGAAUCUAGUGGCAAUUAUUUUGGAAAUGUUACUUAUAGAACUGGCGUAUUCAAUUCUAAGUAUUUUAAACUCGCCUGCUUCAUUUUUAUUUUAGAUAAUUCCAAGUCAAAACUUUUUUUUUGCUGAAUUGUCUUACAUUUCUAUUUUCCUUUAUGUCUCCUUCGUUUGUAAAAGAAAAAUGAAUUAAAAACAAUAACAGUGAAAUGUAGACAAGAAAGCUUCGUUACUAAGAGCCUGACACAGUAUAACUGACCUCAUAUAUACUCAAGUACUGCUAACAAAGCAUAACUGACCUCAUACAUACUCAAGUACUGCUAACAAAGCAUAACUGACCUCAUAUGUACUCAAGUACUGCUAACAAAGCAUAACUGACCUCAUAUCAUGCUGGUAACUUAAGAUCUGUGGUGGGACUAGUGUGCGUGCAGUGGGGAGGUAGAUCAUGUUAAUCAAAACGUAGCUUCGGCUAGAACCUGGAGGGGUGCUAUUUAAAUUCCUUUACUUUGGUGGCUAGACUACUAUUCCAUUGUCUCUCAUUUCUAAUCUAUUGGAUAGGUAGACACCAGACAUCUUUUGUAGCUGAACCCCUCUUCAGUGGAUAGGUAGACAGCAGACAUCUUUUGUAGCUGAACCCCUCUUCAGUGGAUAGGUGGACACCAGACACCUUUUGUAGCUGAACCCCUCUUCAGUGGAUAGGUGGACACCAGACAUCUUUUGUAGCUGAACCCCUCUUCAGUGGAUAGGUGGACACCAGACAUCUUUUGUAGCUGAACCCCUCUUCAGUGGAUAGGUGGACACCAGACAUCUUUUGUAGCUGAACCCCUCUUCAGUGUACUAUUGUUACCUCCUAGUGGUCAAUGAAUUCUAUAUGUGUAUCAUGAGUCAUAAUGGUAGGUUUUGUUUAAGGACAAAAAAAAAUUCUAGACAAUAGAAGCCUGUCCAACUUGACACUCUUGGGUAUAACCUUCACCAUCACUUAUCCCAUAGUGUUUCUGACCAUUGGAGCCCCGAACAUUUUCUGUUGACCAUCUGUCUUCAUUCCUCUCUAUUUCCAACAAAAGAGUGGCUUUCAAUGACAGGCUUGUCCAUUCCUUGACAUUGUCUACAUAGUGUCUACAUAGUGUCUACAUAGUGCCAUUAUGGUGUAUCUGCCUAUACUUCCCUGGAUAUAACUUAUUUGUAUAAACUGUGUUUUUAUCUAGAUCUAGCUUAAAUGAAUAUAUUCACUAUCAAUGCAUACAAUUAUAUAUACAUGCUAUUAUUUAAAUAUUUAUAUUUUAUGUAAUCCACUUGUAUUUCUUGUUUUGAUUUAGAAUUCUAUGACAUGGGAGUUUUUUUAUUUAAAACAAA